CUUUCCGUAUUGGUAACAACAUGGCGCCCCGCCCUGUCACUGUCUAGACUUGCUUUUCGACGUUUUUUGCUACCCAGAACUCCAGUGGGUUCACAAUCUCGCGUCUUGUCCAAUUUAGCCCGUUAGCCUCGCUAACUCACUAGUAAGAUAACGCCCGAGUUCCCCAGUCACGGGACCGAGCACACACGGCGGGUUGGACAGCAAAAAUGAGUUGGAGCGGCGAUGCAGAUAAGUUCUUCUGACGGCUAAUGACAACCGAGUUUGGGGAUGCCAUCUGUCAGCUCGAACGAUGAAGAGCCGCUUCUCACGGCGAAACGUCGACUUCACGAUGAGUUGGACUCGAAUGAUGAUGAAACCUUAUUUGAAAGAAGCACAUCAAGAUCCCAGCACGAUGUCAACGAGGGCGCCGGCACCAGAUUAACAUAUGAGGAAGCCGUUGAGGCAUCAGGCUUCGGCCUGUUCCACUGGCUUCUACUGCUGGUGUGCGGCUGGGCGAACGCCAGCGACGCCGUGGAGAUCGUCUGCGUGUCUUUCCUGCUGCCCACCGCACGCUGCGAUCUCUUGCUCAGCUCAUCCGACAUGGGCCUGCUGACAGCCUCCAUUUUCCUCGGGAUGAUGGUGGGAGGCUACAUGUGGGGUUACUUGGCUGACCGGAGGGGGCGCUGCAGCGUCUUGGUGGUCUCCCUGAGUGUCAAUGGCCUGUUCGGAGGGCUAGCCAGUAUCGCGCCAUGGUUUUGGCUAUUCUUGCUGCUCCGGUUCAUCAGCGGCGUUGGUGUUGGCGGUUCCAUUCCCGUCAUCUUCUCCUACUUCUCUGAGUUCAUGCCCCGACAGAGGCGUGGUGCGAUGAUCAGCGCACUUGCUACCUUCUGGAUGGCGGGAAAUAUUCUGGCUGCAGGUCUCGCCUGGUUGGUGAUCCCUAGAACAUGGACGCAUUUUUCCUUGGGGAAAUUGGACUUCCAGAGCUGGCGAGUGUUUGUGGUGCUCUGCUCGAUCCCGAGCCUCACAUCAGCUGUUAUCUUUAAGAUGUUCAUGCCUGAGAGCCCCAAGUUCCUUAUGGAGGUAUCAGCAAAAAUACACGCCGGUCGAGAGAAGGAGGCCAUCCACGUCUUCCGCCAGAUGUUUCGACUGAACAUGCGUGGGAAAAGAGUGUCUCCCCCAGCAUUUUCUUUGCACGUGAACAUCAACCAGAGAGUACGCGAAACUAAGACUCGGCACCCAUGUGGAAAACUUGGCGCUAUUCUGAAAAAGGGGGUGAUGCCAGUCUGUCAGAUGUUUGAUGGAAACCUCAAAUCCAGAAGCUUCAUACUGCUGAUCAUCUUUUACUGCAUUUCCUUUGGGUUUUACGGGCUGUGGAUGUGGUUCCCCGAGCUGUUCGUACGAGUGGAAGAUGGCGGAUCACCGUGCGCCAAUGUGUCCAUCCCGUCUGGACAUCAGAACCAAAGUUGCUACCCUGUCAAGACUGUUGUCUACAAGGAGGGUUUCAUCAUCGCCGCCGCCAACCUUCCGGGUAACAUCUUCACUAUUCUGGUGAUGGACAACAUCGGAGGGAAGCUGCUGCUCUCGGGCAGUUUGCUGGUGUCCAGCCUCAGCGUGUUCCUCAUCUACGUGGUGAAGACAAAAACUCAGAGUCUGGUGCUUGCCUGCUUGUUCAGCGGCGUGUCCGUCAUCUCCUGGAACGCCCUGGAUGUCUUGGGCACCGAGCUUUACCCGACACAGCUACGUUCAUCGGCGCUUGGCUUCUUCACGGGGGCGGGCCGAGUGGCGGCCAUCACAGGGAAUGUGGCCUUCGGCAACUUGGUGGACUUGGACUGCGCCGUGCCCGUCCUGUUGGUGUCGGCCAUGCUGCUUACCGCUGGUGUUGCGGCGCUUUUUUUGCCGCGCAGCAAACAGACCGAGCUCACCUGAGCUUUACUUCACAGGACUCUCUCUUUCAAGUGAGCACAAUCAGCCUUGGUUAAAAUAUAAAGAAAUUAAGUCAUAAUUAGAGAUGUCGAUCGGGUCCGAUCACGUCAUUUUCAAAGUAUCGUAAUCGGCAAAAAAAUAUGGAACAUGCCUUUUUUUAAUAUAUAUAUUUUUUAAUUAAAUCGUUUUCUAAUUGUAUUUAACGUUACAGACAAAAUGUCUUACACUCAUCCAGAGUAGUUUUGGCUUAAAGUAGGGCUAUCAAAUUUAUUGCGUUAAUGGCGGUAAUAUUCACGCAUUGUUGCGUUCAAUCUAUAAAAACGCCGUUUUACCUAUCGUUAGCGCUAAAAGGCAGCGUAUAAUGAGUAAAGAUAAUUUUCACAGCCUUUGGAGCCAAUUUCAAUAUGGCUAAAGCCUUACAAUACCUCUCUCAGAAAAUAAUAAUGUGGGAGGCAAUGUGGGGAAGAAAGGUAGUAGUUGAUGAUUUUCUUAACACCUUAUGUUCUUUCCCAACGCAGAGAAGAUAUAUCAAUUGGUGCCCCUACGCACGGUUAUGGUUGCACUUCUUAUCAUGCAUUUGGGCAGAAGUUAAAUGGCUGCAGUAUCAUUUACUGAAAGCUCAACAAAUACACUCGAUGGCAAUAUUUAGUCACAAUAUACAAAGUCACAUUUAUCCUUUAAGAAUUACACGUCUUUCUAUCCGUGGAUCCCUCUCACAGAAAGAAUGUUAAUAAUGUAAAUGCCAUCUUGAGGAUUUAUUGUCAUAAUAAACAAAUACAGUACUUAUGUACUGUAUGUUGAAUGCAUAUAUUCGUCCGGGUUUUAUUCAUUUUUUUCUUAAUGCAUUGCCAAAAUGUAUAUGAUGGGGAAACAUUAUCGGGAAUGAUUGGAAUUGAAUCGUGAGCAAAAAAAAAAAGCAAUCGGAUCGGGAAAUAUCGGGAUCGGCAGAUACUCAAACUAAAACGAUCGGGAUCGGAUCGGGAGCAACAACCCUAGUCAUAAUCAUAUUCAUAUUGACAAGCCUGACAAUUUUGUUUUCCCCUGUAAAAUAUAUAUGGCGGAAAACACUCAGGUGACUUGAAGUUCCGCUCUGAGAACCCCUAAUUUGGCCAAAUUACAAAAUUGUCCUAUAUGCAUGUGUGAUACAUCAUUGUAAAGCUUAAAAUUUCAAGUUUCUGGGGUAAGAAAAAAUUUGAACAGGAGGGCAAUUAGGAAAAAAAAAAACAUUUUUUAAACCCCUAAACCCUAACUCGAGGUGAGAGCAAAAGAGAGCCUAAUUAGACACCAUGGUUUUAACGAGUUAUUAUCGUGUACUUACCUUGUUUCAAUCCAAAAACUCUGUAGCAUGUAUCACCAAGUUUCAAAACACAGCUGUGAAUGGCCACAGCUGGAAUUUUGGGGGAUUUUAUGGGUGAAACAUGGUAAUAUAAUAAGGGAAUGCAGAAAUCGCAGACAUCAAGGAGUGGUCGAGGUUUUCUUUUUCAAAUAUUUACUGUUUUAAAACUUUUUUUUUUUUUCAAUUUUUCUUUGUUUGGAUCGAUUAUUUAUUAUCAAUAAUAUCGGGGAAAAUACGACUAUAACAAAAAAAAUACCAUUAAGCGAUAGUUAUGAGGUAGAUAUCCGUGACCUAUUUAGGGAUAGUAUUUUUUGUGACGUAAUUUGUUUAAAAGUUUAAAAUGUACGAGUAAAUAAUUUUAUAGUCAUUUCUUUUUUUAACUAAAUAUUAGACAUCCAUUAAUGAUUCUAAGCUAAAAAAUGAUAGACAUUUCGAACGAUACUUAUCUUUUUAUUGCUGGGUUGAAACAAAAGCAGUUGCGCGGUGUCUGUAAACGGGUGUCUCCAGGGUAAUACCGACAAAUUAAAAAUAGUUCUGGGGCUGAAUGCGCCAUGAAAUUGCUAUGGCAGCAUAUAGACAUAUUGUUCUAUCAAACACAACAGUUCUUAUGGCUUAAAACAGCUGUUUAUUUUAAAGAGGAGUGUAAGAAGAAACUGCUUUUUCAGCCUUGUCUGUGUUUUCAGCCAUAUAUAUUUUGUACUCAUAUUUUUAAAAUACUGUAUAUUUUUUAAAUAAAUCAGAAAAAUUAAAGUACCGUUUUCCCCAGUGCUUUAUAAGCCCGGUGGGCCGCCAGGAUUUCUUGCCCAACUCCCCCACUCUCUUUAGUGAUACAUUUGAAAGUGCAAUUUCAAAAUGUACAAUUGUAUUUUUUUUAAAUAUUGUGGGCCACUGGUGGGCUUCUCUAUCACCAGUUACGUUUUCUAUAUGCUAUAAAUAUACAGUGAUCCCUCGUUUUUUGCGGCUUUAAGCAUGUUACUGUCCCACUGAAUUAUUUUUAAACAUGAAAAAAGUUAUUAUUAAAUGUUUCAUUGAUUGAGUCCACUCAAAUCCGCUCAAGGUGCUUACUUACACACAAUGAGUUGCCACAGCAGCGGUUUAACAAGUUAAACGAUGAUUGACGCAUACGGUGCUUUGAAGCUUCGGCAUUCAGGCGUCUGUGGCAAGAUCAAAAAUUAAACGUCUGUCAAUCGUUUACUUCAGUAUGCAACUCCAAUGCAUUGCCUGACCAAGAAGGAGUAGCAGGAGGGAGAGUGAGACUACGUGAUCGGCUCAUCUGUAUUUAUUUAAUUGAAAAAAAAAUCUGCGAUGGACUCUGGGCGCGAAGUAGCGAGGAAUCACUGUAUAAUCAAUGUUCAUUGAAAAUAAAAAAAAGCAUUUUAUGUGUAUUUUUUUAUUAUUUGUCUAAUAAAUAAUCUUCCAACAGUCAAGCAGCACGCACAAUAUAUAAAUUAAAAAAACACAUAAUUUGCAAUUAUCUGCUUUGGUAAAAUAUAUUUUACAUUCACCAACAGCAAAGACAAAAAACAGCAUCAAAGACAGGUUGUGAAAUGUGGAAGGCAGGAGAGUAACAUUUGGAUGUAAACAAUUUUGAUCAUGGAUUCUAUUAAAUCUAUUCCAACAUGUUUGAUUUGUUGGGUAUGAUGCUUUAAAAUAGGUCUAAAUUUUAAUAAAAAUAAUUUGAAAAACCUCUGAACUGUGUCAUGCUGGAUAUUUUGGUGUAAUGGUAGAAUUUAAUAGGGAUGGUAAAAACUGCCAGAAUGUUUUUUUUUUCAUGACUAAUAUGGAUUAAAUGUAUAAGACAAAAUUAAGUUAAAAAAAAAAAAGGUCACAAUUUUCACUAAUUUAACUUACUACACUCGUAUUUAGAUUUUUGUUUUCAAUUAUAUGAAAUAAAAAAUGCUACUGCGUGAGAGCCAUCAGGACAUCCUUGACCAACAUGGUCCCGAUCACCAUUUUGUCGCAAUUGAGCGUCAACUGGGCGGCGCCGUCCUCCUUGGUGAUUACGGUGACCAGCACCAGGCUGCCGCCGCUCACGGUCCGGCCCGCGAACCUGUGUGCGGGAUCAGGAAGUGGAGGAGAAGAAAGAGGAAGCGCAGGACUGGAGUCAAAGCGGAACAGAAGUGAACGCCAAAGGCGGCAGAGUCGAGGGAGUUAAGGCCGUUAUUUAGGGAGCGCUCACAAAAAACAAACAAACAUUGAAAUAUGUGAACAUUUUGUCAAAAGUAGGCAUGUGCUGGUUUAAGAUUCUCACGGUAUGAUAACCUUAAGCCAAAAUAUCACGGUUUUACGGUAUCACGGUAUUGCAAUGAUAGCUCUAAUACUACCGUAAUUUCCGGACUACAAGCCGCUACUUUUUUCUCUCAUUUUGGGUCCUGCGGCGUGUGCAAUGAUGCGGCCAAUUUGUGUAGUUUUCUGACGGCCGUCAGGGGCGCUCUAGCAUGGAAUGUGGGAGUGAGACACAUGGAAUACAUGUGUCGAGGAAGACGCUAGUUUGCACUACUACCGGUAGUUUAACUUUGUGGGUUGUGCAUGAAUAGAGGUGGCGGACCCUCGUCUUUGUGCAUGAGUAGAAUUGGCAGACCUGCGUCAUUGAAAAUGCUAGAAGAAAUUAAAUUGGCCAUCCGAGUUGUAUGGGACACUUUGAUGACGAGCGGCGAGAGAUCGUUUUGCAUGCGAAGAGCAGCUUUUGUACAAGUUUGCCGGGGGAGCCUGGCAGCGUGAAGUACUGUGAAAGAGUCCGCCAUCACCAACGGGCUUUGAGGGGCCAGUCUGCUGCGAGGAGGACGGCACAGGCUGGGAGUGAAUAUGCCUCAUUAUGGGAGACAUUGAAGGCGACGCGAAGGAGAGACUGAGUAGGUGCGUGCGUGGCGAAGUGCAUCUGAGCGUCUUCAUAUCCGACACUGAGGGUGAAGACUUUCAUCGUUUGAAUGCACAGGAGGAAGAUGAAGAUUGCUAACAAAGACUUUUAUGUUUUUAUUAACCAGCACAAUUAGUGCUGCACUGCCAUGCUGAUGCUAUGCAACUUCCGUGCCGCUGCUAUAUAACCGCCGUGUUUGCCGGCGCUGUUUGGAACGAAAAGUUAAGGUGUGUUAUUAAACGUUUGAAAACUGUAUUUCUUUGUCAAUGUCUCUUGUUACUAAGUGGGCACAGGCGGCUUAUAGGCAGGAGAGGCUUAUGUAUGUACAAAAUGAUUUUUCCUUUAAAAAUGUACUGGGUGAGGCUUGUAAUCAGGGGCGCCCAAUAGUCCAGAAAUUACAGUAGUUACUUUGAGAUUUCUGGGUUAAAAAAAAAAAGCAAAUUUUUUCCAUUGAACAGGAGCCUAAACCCACAGCCCCCCGGCUCAACAUUAUUACCAUCAGAACAAAAAUAAUUAUUUUCCAUAAAAAGAACGUGUGUUACUCGGAUAAUGUUUAUAUUAUACCAUAGACUUCCUAACCUAUUGACAUGACACGGGAGAGGGGGCCGAUUCAUACGGGGCCUAUUUUCAAAACCAAAGCUGCUAUCGACCUAAAACCAAAACAGGCACCUACCUUAGCCAUGUAUGAGUCUGCAUGAGCAGCGGCAUCAAAAAAUUCAGUCGUUCCCUUAUAAAAUCGCUAUUAAUUUUUUUUUUUUUUUAAUAUAAGUACAA
Molecule: messenger RNA, 6869 nt
Organism: Corythoichthys intestinalis (scribbled pipefish)
Lineage: Eukaryota; Metazoa; Chordata; Actinopteri; Syngnathiformes; Syngnathidae
Gene: sv2
Product: synaptic vesicle glycoprotein 2
Exons: 13
Coding region: 268-1905 (545 amino acids)
Biological process (GO): transmembrane transport
Cellular component (GO): membrane
Molecular function (GO): transmembrane transporter activity
Source: RefSeq, a predicted model, not a curated record